GUGAAGUGUCCACAGUUCCACACACUUCAUAUUUUCGGCACUUCAAGUGCACUUCUUUUUUUGAGAAUUUUCAAUGUGAACGCACUACUCACACUAUUUAUACUUCAAAAUGGCGUAGAAUAGUGCAUAAGUGCGUGAUUUGGGCCGCACCUGAAAACUUCACAUCCCAGAAGUCACCGCGCUGUCUCUGCUUCUGUAAUGCGCGUCACUAAACGCCAGCUGCGGGUUAAUGUUUAGUAUUUGGCAUAGUUUGGAUACAAUAAUAAGCUGUUAGUUAUGAGAUAAAGAUAAAUGUCUUACGCCGAUCGGUGUGCGCAAACUGACAGGACACGUGACGUGCAUCAUUUUACUGCUCUCUCUCUUCAGCGAACUGUCGUUUAAUAGCAUUGACUGACAUGUGUGCAUAUUUUGAUAGUUGAUUGAGGUUUAAAGGGUGGACUUAUUUAAGCUGUAUUCUUCAUGUCUGUUUUGAUGGCGUGGGUUCUGCGCAGGGUCGCGUCGCUUCAGACUGUCAGAAGAUGGAAGUCUUACAAAUCUGACGAUUUCUUGAAGCACGAGGCAGUUCAGAAACACAUUAAGCGCGUGUUAGAUGAAUAUUGGUGUGUUUCGAGUCGUUUAGAGCGCGAGCAGGUGAGUGAAUCUGAACGCAAAGGUUUAAAUCAUAAACUCGUUCACCUGUCGCGUGUCGUUGAUGCGUUUGACAGAACUCAACACGCGAUGAGAGAAGAGAAAGAUAUAGAGACACUCAUUCACAACAGUGCAGAAGAGGAGCAGAUGCUUUCACUGCUGCGAGAGGAACACGCAGACAUCAGCAGAAGAUUACAGCAGCUGAAGAAAGAGUUGAUUGAGACUCUGGUUCACACUGAUGAUGGUGAUGAUGGUAAAAAUGUCAUUCUGGAGGUGGCAGCAGGAAGAACCACUGGAGGUGACAUCUGUCAGCAGUUCACCAGAGAGAUGCUCGGCAUGUACCAGCACUUCGCCAACUACAAAAACUGGCACUUUGACAUUUUCAAUUAUACUGCAGCUGAUUAUGGGGGUCUUCAUCACGCAGCCGUCAGGAUCUCGGGGGACAGUGUGUAUCGCUGGCUGAAGUUUGAGGGCGGCACACACAGAGUUCAGAGGAUUCCUGAAGUCGGCCUGUCGUCUCGCAUGCAGCGCAUUCACACGGGAACGGUGACGGUGAUCGUCCUGCUGCAGCCGGAUGAUGUUGACAUUCACAUCGAGCCCCGAGAGCUGCGAAUAGACACGUUUAAAUCCAGAGGAGCAGGCGGACAGAGCGUCAACACCACUGACAGCGCCGUGAGAAUCCUUCACCUGCCCACAGGGACUGUAGCAGAAUGUCAGCAGUUUCGCUCUCAGUUAAAGAAUCGAGACACGGCCAUGCGUGUCCUCCGAGCACGUCUGUAUCAGAGCUGCACAGGACAGCAGAGAGAACACACGCAAGCGUCACGCAAACAGCAGGUGGGCUCUCGAUCGCAGUCAGAGAGAAUCCGCACAUAUAACUUCAGUCAGGACCGUGUGACGGAUCACAGGAGUGGUCACGUGAUGCGUGACAUCAAGGAGUUCAUGAGAGGAGGUGAGAGUCUGGAGGAGAUGAUCAGACUCCUGCAGGAGCACACAGACAGAGAAACGUUACUCAAACUGCUGGAGAACAACAUGUGAAACCUCAUGUUCCUCGUCUCCCGUCUGUGAUGAUACACAUCUGGCCACCACACAAUUACUGUCUCUAGUGUGUAUAACAGUCCCAAACUGAAGUUGGCAAACCCCUGGUGGUUCGUAAAGGAAUUGCAGUUGAUACAGCAGGACACUGUCUCUCUACCAGUGUUGUUUCCAUUACUUUGAAAAAAGUUAAAUUGCAAAGGAAUGUUAGAGGUAAAAAAAAGGACAAUAGUUAUUUUAUAAAAUAAAAAAUAUUUAUUUUUCUGUCAAAUAAAACGGAUAAAAAUGUUUUUUGAAGAUAAUUUGAAGCAAAUGUGUUUUUAUAAUAUGCAUAUAUAUUUUAAAUCUCAGAGGUACUUCAAGUAAAUCAUUUAGUUAAAAGAGGCUCAGCUGACAAAUAAGGUUGAAAUCCCCUGCUAUACACAAUUAUUAUUUAUAUGGAUAGUGUUGAUAUUGGAUAUGUUUUGGAAGAUUUGUAACAAUACUGACACUAUCAAUACUGAUCCAGGAUCAAAGUUUCUUCAAAGCUUGAGAGACGUUGACAUUGGUGUUGUUUUUCAUUCUUUAUAUUUACAUGUGUAUGCAUUUGGCAGCGACUUACAUUGCACAAACUCAAAAACAAAUGUAUGAUAUCAUGCAAUCUAUGUUAUGCUCUAACCACUGAGCCACAGUGUUAAUAAUUAUUGUUAUUAUUAGUGUUCUUUACUAAUGGCUGGAAUACACUACAACUUUUUAAAUCCCAACAGAUUUUUUUAAAACUAGACAUCACACACUUGCAGACUUCUUGAAAGUUUCAGAUAGAAACUGGCACAGACUUUCUGCAACAAGUCCAGAGUGACAAUCUGAGCAAAAGUCUUGUGUAUUUUAGCCUUUACUUGUAUAUAUUCAUUUAAUGCUAUCAUUGCUUUAGUUUAAUCUCAUUUUAAAUGCUGUAUUUGUGUUCACGAGUCUCCAAUGCUCUGCAUCUCAAGAUUUUCAAUAACAUCACAACACUGCUUUUUCUCGAUUUGUACUUUACGAGAAUAAAAUUAAACAAAAACUGUAUAAAAUUUUGAGACCUUUGGGCAGUUAGCGUUAUAGUUAUUAGUCUAAAUACAUUAGUGGACAAAGUGAUUUGUCACUUUCUUGAUAUGAUAUAAUAUUUGUCUAAUGUAUUUCUAGUCAGAUGAAGUGAGACUGAGAGUUGAUUCUCUCAUCCUCACUUCGUCUUUGUUUCUGCAUCUGAAGUGUUAACUCAUUACAGUCUCUGAGUAACACUCAUGUAGUACAACAACUCUUACUCUUGAAUCUGGAUCCACAAGUCCAAAAUAUAUUUGGAUUCAUGUAGUUUUUAUGAUUAUACACAAUAAAUUACCAUUUCUGUAUUAUUUGUUACAAAAUCUAUAUAUUUACUCUGUUUUAUCAUGUGUAUUGCUGCUCUCUAAAACUGAAAAGCACUCUAGAAAUAAACCUGAAGUGAAAUGGAAUUUAUGCACUUAAGACUUAUCCACAGGGACGAAUGAUCAAUGAACUGAAAAACUCAUUUGAAUGAAUCACUAAAUAGGGUGCUGCACACUCCCUCAGAAGAAAACACACAAGUGUACAGGUGACUCUCUGAUCACACAAACAACUCCACUGAUAGCGUUGCAUGUGAAGAGAGAGAGAGAGAAAAUAUCAACACGCACACGCCUGCCUAUCAGACACGGACAGAAACAUUCAAGAAAAUAUAUUUUAUGACGCAGGUCUUUCAAUUCCGUUUGUUCAUGUUGAUUUGGCACCUUAAACAGGCACAUUUUAGAAACAUCAAGAAUUCGUCACACCGAACAUCUCACCCAAACAUGAAAUAUAUUUGCUCAAAGAAAACAAACACGCAUGUCAUUUAAGGAGCACGCUAAAACCAAAAACUUGUGGACAAAUAUUUCAUCUACGGCUUUAAUUCUGUCAAUUAAACAAUUAAACUAUUAAAAAACACAAGAUGCCAUCACAAAGCAGCCAAAUCAUUUUUUCACAUAUAUUCACAUAUCCAAAUCUGACCCGACAUCGACCUGUGAAACAAGCAUAUGACAGAGAAAAGAUUCAAUGGUCACACAACAUGACAUCAGUCAUCAUCUUCUCUCGGUC
Molecule: messenger RNA, 3759 nt
Organism: Triplophysa rosa
Lineage: Eukaryota; Metazoa; Chordata; Actinopteri; Cypriniformes; Nemacheilidae
Gene: mtrf1
Product: mitochondrial translational release factor 1
Exons: 10
Coding region: 460-1662 (400 amino acids)
Biological process (GO): translational termination
Molecular function (GO): translation release factor activity
Source: RefSeq, a predicted model, not a curated record